Molecule: messenger RNA, 952 nt
Organism: Aphanomyces astaci
Lineage: Eukaryota; Oomycota; Saprolegniomycetes; Saprolegniales; Verrucalvaceae
Exons: 3
Coding region: 1-933 (310 amino acids)
Source: RefSeq, a predicted model, not a curated record
AUGUGCGAAGCAUUGCCCCGCAGCAUUCGGCAAAACGGGGCGGACGCGGUAGAUCUUAUCCGCGUACAUUCAUCUUAUAUGCAGCACAUGAAGGCGUUCUUCCUCGCUUCCUUCGUAUGUGCCGUGGCGUCGGCUGCCGGCAAGUAUGAAGUCUGCACCAAGGGUUGUCUCGGUGGUGGUAUCGAGCCACUGACCAACGAACGCGCCCUCAUCCAAGCGCCAUGUUUUGUGUGGGUCUCGGCAAGUCGCGUGGACUGUUAUUCUUACACAUCGCCCACGAGCGGAAUGUGUCCAUUUGGCGCGUCCUCGGUUGACUGUGCUCAAGCCCCUGUCACUACCACGACCAGCGCGCCUACCACCACCACUUCCACGUCUCCACCUACGACGACGACUUCCCCAUCCACGUCCACUGCAUCACUGGCUCCGUCGACCACAUCGUCUAGUACUUCCGACAUCACGACCAACAACACGACUCCCGACGCUCCGUCCGAAAAGGGCACAUCAUGGGGCAACGCGCCGUACUUUAUCGCAGGCGGGGUCGCGCUUGUUGCGCUCGGCAUGCUGGUGAUUAUCCUUGUGCGCAAGUCCCGCCGUCCCGACGACGACGACGACAACGACGUGCAUGCGUUGCACCUGGAACAGCACACCAAGCAGAUCACAAAUGAACCGACCACCGCCUAUGUGAUUCCCGCCUCCGUGGCAUUCCCAUACACUCCCACCAGCCAUCAAGUGGACCCCCAUGCCAAACAUAACGGAUCGCUCCAUCAGCAGCCCAUGUCUUCGCCGUACGGAGGGAUGCGCGCCACCAACGAGUCGUUCGUGCGGCCGCGACUUCCUAGCGGGCCCGUGGACCCCCCUCUUCGCCUUCCCACCGUGGACCCGCCGCAAGACUACCGAGCGCUAGAAGCGGAGCGGGGGUCGGUCACGUUUUAAUAUAUGUCAUGUUGCUUCA